Peronospora belbahrii is the source of this 3069-nucleotide messenger RNA. Lineage: Eukaryota; Oomycota; Peronosporomycetes; Peronosporales; Peronosporaceae. The record is from the annotation of a GenBank genome assembly.
AUGGAGUACGAGGUAAUGUGGGGCGAUGGCCCAUUGGGAUUGACACUACGACCUGAUUUGGGUGAGGAUAUGCCGCCCGUGGUAGGCCGUAUUACGCGCCAGGAUUCAGCCGCAGCGAUGGCGAAAGUGGCGGUGGGUCACAUGCUUGUGAGCAUUAACGGAAUGGACACAGCCCGCAAGGGCUAUGAUCUUGUGGUGGAGACGCUGCAGAAGAUACCACGUCCAGCGACACUUCGAUUUCGCGUACCACGCGCGAUCACAGGCGGUGCCAACUCAUAUCGCGACCCGUCGCGUAGUUCUUCACGCCGUAGCCGUGGCUCUACCGGUACCUCGUGGUCAGAUUCUGGCAAGCCCACACCCAGUACUAGUUCGACGACGCGAAGACGUGAGCAAUAUACGGUGGUAUGGACGGAGGGUCCUCUGGGGAUGAUCCUUCGUCCCGAUGACGAUGAUUGUCACGUACCUUGCAUCCGUAAGAUUACAGGAAAAGGUGCUGGCACGGGAAUGGAGCGAGCUACAAUGGGGGAUAUUCUUGUAGCAGUAAAUGGUCAGGAGACUAAGGCCCUGGGCUUUCGGAGCACGAUUUCGCUGUUGAAGACCAUUAGAAAGCCAGCGGUGCUAAAGUUCAAGUGCAUGGGGCGGCGCAUCUCACGCAAGAAAUCUUCUCACGAAUCUGUAGGUAGUCGCAGUAUAAGUGGCGUUCCGAGCGAUACUGGGUCGUAUGAUAUCGUAUGGCGUGAAGGCGACCUUGGUCUUAAGCUGAAGCCUGGAUUUCGUGAUGUUCCAGUCCUCAGUAAACUAACUGGAAAAGGCAAUGCGAGUGGCCUACAAAAUGCUCAAGUAGGCGAUGAGUUGGUAUCGGUGAACGGAACACAGGUAGAAGGUGAGGCUUAUCAAGAUACACUGCGUAUGCUGAAGCAUUCGCCAAAGCCAGCUGUGCUGCGUUUCCGUCCUGGAAAGAACCGGCGCGAGUCGAUGAUGUCCGCAGUGUCUGUGUCAUCGGUUAGCUCGAAUCCGAGUACCCGGCGUGAAGUAACGAAAGUUAUAAGUCGCCAACACAUACCUUUUUACGACGGCAGCGCUGCACCGCCCGAACCUGUAGGUCUGUCGCGUCCACUCAAAUCUUCGCGGAACGAACGCGAACGGUCUGACCGUGAACGCCCUAGCCGUGAACGCCCCAGCCGUGAACGUCAUGACUUUGAACGUGCUAAUCUUGAGCGCCCUAACCGUGAACAUCCUGACCGUGAACGACAAAAACGGAAGAAACGCAUUCCGUUAGAUGUAGCAUGUGAACUGGUGGCAGCGUCGCAAGGGUCCGACUUGGAUCAUGCUAUUUUUGCUGGUAUUCCUAUUACUGCCAUUGAAGAAGGCUCCAAGGAAGCGCACCUGCUUCGCGUUCAGGCGAAACUUUGCAUUUCGAAUCAGGCUAAAAUUGAGCGCGUCACCCCUGCAAAGGAGGCGUUAUCGCGUGCAGAACAGGAGGCUAGGGUGCUUCAGGAGGCACUUGAAAAGGUGAAAAGCCAGGCGAAGAAGUAUGAAGAAAUUUUGGAAGCACAGUCACGUGAGCGAGUACUUGCGAUGGCAGUGCAGCACAAACCAGAAGAAGUGGUGAAGCGCCAGAACAACGUGAUUAACGAGUUGGCAGGUGUGAUAUCGGGUUUCAAACGCGACUCCUACACCAAUGUGGAUAUUGUUCCACCGGUAAUUGAAGACAAUGAGCAUGUGCAAAAGAUUAUGGACGAUCUGCAGAGUGUUAUGAGCAUACCAGUAGUUGUUCCGACGGCGAAAUUCUGUGCCGAGUGUGGUACUACAGAAAAUGAGUCGAAGCUAGAUAUGGACGGUGACGGUGAGUAUUACUGCAAGGAUUGCUGGGACAAGUUCCUUAAUCUAUCUGGUUCUUCUCCGGCUGAGGCAACAAUUGCAGAAGCGCCAGCGCCAGUGGUUGUACCGCAAGCUUUAGUAGAGGAACCCCCCGUGACUGCCGUACUAUCACCAGCAGUGGAUGUAGAAGAAGCGGCUGCGUCUAUGCAAGAUGCGGCAUCGCGGUCUACAAGUCGCGUGGCUAUUGAAGACCGGGAGGCUGAGGAGCAAAAAGCGCGUGUUGAAGCUGAGCGCAAGCUUAUGGAAAUCAAGGAGCUUCGUCGUUCAGGAUCUGUUGUACCUGAGCGGCAGUUGCACAAGAAUAACGCGGACCGUUCGCGGCGAGAGCGUCGCGGUUUGGAGGAGCUUGCUCAAGCGCUUCUUGAAGAAGAAGAACGCGCUCGUGCAGAGGGUAAUCUUGGCUUGGCUAAGAAGCUGAGUGCCCAACGCGCGCGCACUAUGGCAGAGACAUCUGGUGACGGUCCUCCUCCGGCGAUGUCGCCGUUUUCGUCCAUGGGCAACUUGCUUGUCAAUGAUGAUGCCGAGUAUAGUAACGGGCAUGACAGUUCUUUGGAGCCAAGUUUGACACAUGUGGAUUUACCACUACCGGGAUUGAGUCGCUCAGUUAGCGCUGAUUCGAGCAUACCUCCCAAAAUACCAGUCUCAGAGUCGCCUAUUUCACCCGAUCCCACACCGUCUCCUGUUGUUGCAGUGGAUACACCUUACAAGCCGGAAGCUGCAUCGGCAGUUGGGACAACAACUUCAGUAGAGACAGCUGCCGUUGCGACGGAUGCCCCUGGUUCACCGACUACAACUGCAGAUGCUACAGCGUCUUCAUGUGGUGGUAAUGAUUACGCUGACGUCAACUCUGACGAGGAGGCCGAAGACCAAAUGCAAAUGAGUGAUGAUGAGGACGUGCUUCGGGAGGUGGAGGAAAAGAACUUUGCGCUAGCACGGCAGCUAGAUGAGGCUCAUAGUGUCAUUGAGCGUGCGCGUAUGUCUAUUAGCAUGUCCGGGGAUGAUGACGAUGAUGAGGCCACUGAUGGCUUGAGCGAGGAGCAGAUUAGUUUAUUUAAGAAACUAACGAGUCAGGCAGAUGAACGCAUGUCCAUGGUGGAUCGCCUGCACCCACAGGACGAUUCGGACUCAAAUUCAGACUCAAACUCGGAGGAAGAAGAGGAAGAAGAAGACGAAGGCGUGUGGAUUUAG